Molecule: messenger RNA, 1225 nt
Organism: Bombina bombina (fire-bellied toad)
Lineage: Eukaryota; Metazoa; Chordata; Amphibia; Anura; Bombinatoridae
Gene: TIMM13
Product: translocase of inner mitochondrial membrane 13
Exons: 3
Coding region: 71-361 (96 amino acids)
Source: RefSeq, a predicted model, not a curated record
UUUUACUGCAGCAGGAAGUGAAGCUCACGUGUGACUUUGAGCUGAGAGAUCGGUCAGAGAAGCCGGUGAGAUGGACGGAUUUAGUUCGGAUUUUUCCUCUGGGCCAUCGAGCUCCGGGAAGGUUGAUGCUGGAGCUAUUAUGGAGCAAGUAAAAGUGCAGAUUGCCGUAGCUAAUGCACAGGAGCUACUACAGAGAAUGACUGACAAGUGUUUCCGGAAGUGCAUUGGGAAACCAGGUGGCUCAUUGGAUAAUUCCGAGCAGAAAUGCAUUGCAAUGUGUAUGGACCGAUACAUGGAUGCCUGGAACACUGUAUCUCGAGCCUACAACUCUAGACUGCAGAGGGAACGUGCAAAGAUGUGACACGAUCAGGGUUUCAUACCUAGGAGGCUGCGUUUACCCAGUAUUGGAAUUAACCUGAAAGCUGCAACAGAUCUGCUGCAAAUUAAAGGAUAACUCGAUUGGCCAACCGGCUGAGCUCUAAUUGGAAUUAACAUACUCACAAGAAGAUGUCUCUGGCAUUCAGGCUAACAAAUGGUAUCUGGGGAACUUUUUUUUCAUGCCCCAUUCAUUUUUUUUGUACUUUUUGAUAGUCACAUGAUGCGUGGUUUGAAGUGGAAUUUUGCAUUGAUUACACUUGACCACUCCUGGUACCAACUUAUUUUAAGGACUUAUUUCUGUGAAGUUUCAAAAUCUGUUAAUUAUUAUUUUUUUAAUUUUAUUUUUGAGCUGUUCACCCUUUCUAUCAAGUGCUUGCUGGGUAAAACCCUCGAAUGGAGGAAAGACCGCCACAUUAUCGGCAAUAUGUUUUCGUUGAUGAGUUCUGUUUAUCCCAGCAUUAAAACCAAAUAAAGAGAAUGCUCAAGCAUUACAACAUAUUUUCAAACGUUGUACAAGUCUAAAACAUAAUUUGUAAAUAAUUUGAAUCAUAGUUGGAGAGAAAAUAUAUUAAAAAAAUUAUAUACAGUGAUACUUACUGUUACUGUACACCAUAGUUAGACGUAGCUCUAAUGCUUAAAUUUAUAUUGAUCAGGCAGCAGAAAUAUUAGGGAGUUAAGAUCUUUUAAACAUGUGAAGGUUAAUCAUAGUACUGGUAUUUGAAAAAACAGGCAUUAUAUGUAGUUUCUACACACAACUGGACUAUGCAUUUCCCCCCCCUUUAAUUUGUAACCAUUUUUUUUGGUGCUGAUGGAGACGAGGAGAAAUAAAAUAAUUUUGAUCCAUGUA